UUGAAUUACAAUAAUAAUGGGAGGUGGUGUUCGGGGGAGGGGGGCUCUUUAUCCCUGCGUGUCCAUAAAUCGCCUCUAAUGACAGUCGGGCAGGGAAGAGUUAAAGGGAGGAGACGGAGAGUGACACGCCUCAUUGGGUAGAUUAUGUGCCGCAAACAAAAAGUGUGUGUCUGCGUGCCAGUCAGCCAGAGCUGCGGCCCCAUCUGUGCGCCUGCGUCUGCCUCUCUGUCUACCUUCAUCCGUCCUCCGUGCGCCCCGCCGCAGCACUGUCACUUUCAUCGCGCCGGGGGGGGGAUAUGAACUGACUGUGGGCCCGCCCGGGAGCGCGCCACCACCUCCGCCGAGUCUCCAGCUUGAUUCCGGAGCCUUAUAGUCGUUGCUGAAUUCUUCUUCUUCCCGGGACUGCGCCGCUCCUGCGCUCUCCGGCCGUCUGUGGAUUAUAGCUCACCCUGCUCAAAGAGUGCCAUGGAGGAGUCCGGCUCGCAGAAGAUGGUCUGGGACGGGGACGCCAAAGCGGUGCAGCAGUGUCUCACGGACAUCUUCACGAGCGUCUUCACCACGUGCGAUAUCCCCGCGCACGCCAUCUUCGGGCCGUGCGCGCUCAGCCACACGUCCCUGUACGACAGCAUCGCCUUCCUCGCGCUGAAGUCCACCGACAAGCGCGCGGCUCCGUACAUCUUCAGGGUGGACACGUCGGCGGCCAACAGCACUUCGGAAGGUCUGAUGUGGCUGCGGCUGGUCCAGUCCGCUCGGGAUAAAGAGGAGCAGAACCUAGAGGCCUACGUGAAGAACGGACAGCUCUUCUACCGCUCCCUCCGCCGCAUCGAGAAGGAUGAGGAGCUGCUAGUCUGGUACGGUGCGGACCUGAUCGACCUGCUGCUGCUCAGCUCCAGCAGAGCCCCCGCCAAGAGCAAAGCCUCAACCCAUCACACCUGCCCAGACUGCAACCAGCGAUUCCAGUUUGAGUUUCCCUUUUUGGCCCACCUGCGAUUCCGAUGCUCCAAGAGACUGCAGAGCAGCGGUUCAGCAGACGAGGAGUCCAGCAGAGACAGAGGCACCGAGCACACAGACAGCCCCCCAACCAGGACCAGCCCAAAGCUGGGCCGCUCCGAAGGCUUUGGAACCCCUCAGGACACCACCAAGCCCUCCACCGACUUCCACAACCUGGCCCGGGAUCUGGAGAAGAACCGAACGAGCCCACCGAGCGACAAAGAGGCCGAGAUCUGCAGCGAGAGCUCGGGGAAGAGGAAGUUCUCGGAUAUAGAUGAACGAGAAAGCCGAAGACCAGGCCUCCCACAGACCAAGUCCAAAGAUGAGCUGGAAGCUUCUGCACAGAACUACAGAGGAGCUUACAGCUUAGAGGAGAACCAGAGAUCCUUCUCCCCACCAGGUUCGCUGGAUCCUGGGGAGGCCAAGCGCAGCGCCUUCACAGAGGUCAGGAAGUCACCUCAGAAUCCAAAACACCACAGCAGCACCAGAAACCUCCCGAGCUCCAACUCUGAAAACAAAGAGGGAGGCCGUCCCAGCGGGAAUCCUCCUGAGAAGAGCCUGGGCAUCAGGCAGGUGCUGUCUGAGACGCAGCCGCCACAAAGCCUGUCGCUAGGCAGUGCGUUCACGUCCGUCAGCCAGCAGGGCGGCGGCAGUGGCGGGGAGAGGAAGAGUGCCUUCAGCCAGCCGUCCCGCUCCUUCUCACAGAUUUCCCCCUUAGUGAUGCCUCCAAAGCUGCUGGACUGCCACCCAGCGGUGGGUGAUACCAUCUCCUCCAACAGACUCUACCAGGCCGACCACCUCGCCGCCAAGCUGCAGGGAGCAGAGCUGGGAGCCAACUGCCCGGUGCCGGGUGCCAUGGGCAAGCAGAACCCCUUCGUCUACGCCACCGCCUUCUGGCCCAAGAACUCUGGACCCAUCCAGCUUCAGAUGCCCUCCGCCCUCACUCUGCUGCCCCCCUCCUUCACCUCCCUCUGCCUGCCCGCACAGAACUGGUGCGCUAAGUGCAACGCCUCUUUCCGCAUGACCUCAGACUUGGUUUACCACAUGCGUUCGCACCAUAAAAAGGAGUACUCCAUGGAGCCGCUGGUCAAGCGGCGGCGGGAGGAGAAACUCAAGUGUCCCAUAUGCAACGAGUCCUUCCGGGAGCGGCAUCACCUGUCCCGGCACAUGACCUCUCACAACUGACUUUUCGGACUUUGGCCGGGACGCCUGGAUUAAGGCUCCUGCUGGAGACAGACCACGUGAAAACACUAAACACCCUUUGCACCUCUUUUGGUUUUGGACACAUCCUUCACAUCUGUCUGUUUCCUUUUACUCCCUUGUGAAAAAGACAAACGUCCUGUUUGAGUAUGUGCAAAUGCAUUUUGACUUAAAAAUGAAUCUAUUUAUGAUGCACCUAAAAGUUUGAAAAUAAGGGAAGAUUUAAAUAUGUGUAAAUGUACAGGAAGUUGUAUUUUAUAUCAUGAAAAUGCAAAUAUUGAGAUGAAUUACGACCAUAGUCACACGUCGUCAUGGUUUACAGCCCAACCAGCAUUUUUAUGCUUUUACUAUGAAUAUGGACACAAAUUGGGGAUUUUAUGUCAGACUAUAUUUGCGUGCAUGUAAUAUGAGAUAUUGAUUUAAGAUGCAUUCUAUACAUUACGAUGUGAUUAAUUAGUUUUAUUUAAAAAGAAAAACAAAGUGUCAUAUUUUGUGUCAGUGGGGAAUAGUUUCAGUGUUUUCUUCCUUUUUGCAGAAAUUUACUACUCAAUAGUUUACCUAAUUUAUGUUGAAUGCAUUGACAAUAAAAUAGCUUUAUUUUCA
Oryzias melastigma (Indian medaka) is the source of this 2793-nucleotide messenger RNA. It is a transcript of the gene prdm8b, whose product is annotated as PR domain containing 8b. Gene Ontology annotation, cellular component: nucleus. Bases 466 to 2175 code for a protein of 569 amino acids. The transcript has 4 exons. The record is from RefSeq and is a predicted model, not a curated record. Gene Ontology annotation, molecular function: protein binding. NCBI's taxonomy places the organism in Eukaryota, Metazoa, Chordata, Actinopteri, Beloniformes, Adrianichthyidae. Gene Ontology annotation, biological process: regulation of DNA-templated transcription.